UUCUUUCCCGGAUGGGACACGUGGAGCAACCCCAUCUCAUCCGUGUUCAUCAUCUCGCCGGAGCAAGCGGCGGCGUUUAUCUUCGAGAUGUAAAGAGAUGGCUAGGGGAAUUGAGAGGAAAGGAAAUGCCGGAAGCCUUCUCAUGGUCUUACAAAAGAAAGUACAAAACAGGGUAUGUUUGGCAAGAUCUGGUGGAUGACGAUCUCAUAACUCCAAUUUCUGACAACGAAUAUGUUCUUCAAGGAUCCCAAAUCAUAUUUCCCUCUACUCUCUUUGAUACUAAAAAAUCAUUAUUCAGAGAAGAAUUGGAACUAAGUGAAGAUUUUUCAUCCAAACUUCAGCAAAGGAAUGCAGAACAAUCUCCACCGUACGAUUCGGAGAGAUCGACGGUGACUGACGAUGGGGAUUCGGUGAAGGUUGAAGAAGAAACAACUAAGAAUUUGGAGAGAAACCCAAAACAGGGGGUGGUAGAAGAAGAAGAAGUAGACGAAAUCGAAGGGUUUAAGACACAAUAUUCUUCUUCUUCUUUGUAUGCAAAAUUGGCGAACAACAAGAAGGAGAAAGAUAAAGAUAAGGAUCUCAUGGGUAAAGAAGGUGGAACCACAGCAACGUCGACAGUCUCGUCAUCAUCCCAACCGGCAUUUACAAAGAGCAAGAGCUACUCAAGCGGAGCUUCUCACGUGUUUCGCCAAUUGAUCACGUGCGGGACCGGGGCAGUAGACACCAACGACACCGUUUUGGUCAAGAACCGAUCUCCUAAAGAUCCGCCAUUGGAGAAGCCCAAAAACGACGCCGUGGUUUGUAGGGACGAAGUGUUGGGCGGCUCCGCCCGGGUUAACGGGAGUUCUUGGGAUUUUGGGAACCUCGAAAUCCGCCGCCAAACUUCUCGGACAAGCGUUGACGAUUUAAGAAAGAAGAGACCAAAGGAAAACGGCAACGGAAAGGUGACUGCGGCCACAACUUACAAGCCAAUGGCAGGGCCAAAUUGCUCGUUAUGUGGGAAGACUUUCAGGCCGGAGAAGAUGCAUUCACACAUGAAAUCAUGUAGAGGAAUCAAGUCUUUGACCAAGAAUAAUCCUGCCACAUCAGACAAAACCACAUUGUCUAAGUCAACUACGACAACUACAUCCGACAAGGAUUUGGUUUCAACUUACAUGUUGACCAACUGAGACUUUUUGCUUCCUCAUCCAAUUCUUAAAAGUCAACUUUUCAAGAGUAUUAUUUUAUGAGAUUUCUCUCCAUUUACAAAUAUGAUGUAAAGCUAGAAGCAAUAUAUAAGUAUAUUAUUGGAAGAGUAGUUUAAUAUUAGAAAGGAUUUUUCGUACAAAA
Messenger RNA from Cucumis melo (muskmelon), 1329 nucleotides. RefSeq names its product protein SOSEKI 1. The record is from RefSeq and is a predicted model, not a curated record. The transcript is spliced from 7 exons. Lineage: Eukaryota; Viridiplantae; Streptophyta; Magnoliopsida; Cucurbitales; Cucurbitaceae. The coding region runs from base 12 to 1169 and encodes 385 amino acids.